AUGGAGGCUUCUUCUGGAAUUGCGCCGGCAGACGAUGUACUCCCUGUCGACGCUGAGAAAUCGGCUGAAAAAUCGACUGAGGAGCGCUUGGAACAAAACGAAGCGACGGACAAGCCGAUCUCCCAAAUCCCUGCAAUUGAUCCUGUCAUCGAAAAACGCGUCGUUAGGAAACUCGAUGCUCGAGUUCCUGUGCUGACAGCCUUCCUGUGUAUGUUCGUCACGAAAUGCCGAAAUCGCGGGGAUGCAAAAAGAUUUGGGCCUGAAUGGACACAGCUAUGCCUGGCUCCUGACUAUCUUUUACAUUUCCUACACGCUCUUCGAGUUUCAGGCGCUGAUGUGGAAGGUCCUUCGCCCGCACCAAUGGGCUGCCAUAACAGUAGCCAUCUGCUGACCCGCUGUAGGGGAAUCAUGGCGACCUGCCAAGCGGCUGUUAAGAACUGGAGUGGCCUUAUGGCCCUUCGCUUCUUCUUGGGCGCUGCCGAAGCUGGCUUCGGGCCGGGCAUACCCUAUCUGAUGUCCUUUUUCUACCGCCGCCGCGAGCUCGGUCUCCGUUGCGGUCUGUUUCUUUCCGCCGCACCGCUCGCGAACACUUUCGCAGGGGCGCUGGCUUACGGCAUCACAUCUGGUCAUUCGAAACUGGCCAACUGGCGCCUGCUCUUCCUCGUCGAGGGCCUCCCAACUCUUCUGGCCGUCCCGUUGGCUUGGUUCUAUCUCCCGGAUUCUCCGGCUGAAGCGAAGUUUCUGACUGAGGAGGAGAAGGAAGUAGCUCGGGCAAGGAGCCUGAGAAGAACGGGAGAGGAAAUACAGAGUCGGGGAAUCGUUUGGAAGGACAUUGGUUUGACGUUGCUGGAUGCCAAGGCUUGGUUCACUGCGCUUUGGAGUCAAGACACUAAUACUGGCCAUCGUCAACAGCUCAUGUACUUCAGUUGCAAUGUCAGCUUCUCGUCCUUGCCGGUUUUUCUCCCGACGAUUCUCAAGGAUAUGGGCUUUACGGCCAUCAAUGCCCAAGGACUCACCGCGCCCCCAUAUUUCCUCUCCUUUCUGGUGACUAUCUCCACCACGUGGAUCGCAGAUCGGCUGCAGCAGCGUGGUUUGAUGAUCGCUUUCCUCUCCUUCAUGGGGGCAAUUGGAUAUGUCCUGCUUGCCGCGUGUUUUUCAGUCGGAGUUCGUUACUUUGGCGUGUUCCUCGCUGCCAGCGGUGUGUUUCCGUCGAUUGCCAACAUCCUUCCUUGGGUUCUCAACAAUCAAGGUUCCGACACGCGACGAGGCAUGGCCAUGGUUAUCCUCAAUGUCAUCGGACAGUGUGGGCCCUUCCUGGGGACGAAUAUAUUUCCUGACAAGGACAGCCCUCGUUACGUCAAGGGUCAGUCCAUCUGCGCGGCGUUCAUGUUCUUUAACACCUUUUUAGCCCUCAGUCUUCGCACCUUGCUUGCCUGGGAGAACCGGCGUCUCGACAGGCGCUAUGGCACUCCAGCCACGCAGACAGAGGAUGGGAAAGGCCAGGUCGCCACAGCUGAGGAGAACUAUGGGGCGAGCUUUAGAUACGUGCUGUGA
Molecule: messenger RNA, 1554 nt
Organism: Rasamsonia emersonii CBS 393.64
Lineage: Eukaryota; Fungi; Ascomycota; Eurotiomycetes; Eurotiales; Trichocomaceae
Product: MFS transporter
Exons: 5
Coding region: 1-1554 (517 amino acids)
Biological process (GO): transmembrane transport
Cellular component (GO): membrane
Molecular function (GO): transmembrane transporter activity
Source: RefSeq, a predicted model, not a curated record